Molecule: messenger RNA, 2774 nt
Organism: Centruroides sculpturatus (bark scorpion)
Lineage: Eukaryota; Metazoa; Arthropoda; Arachnida; Scorpiones; Buthidae
Product: transmembrane and TPR repeat-containing protein CG4050-like
Exons: 13
Biological process (GO): protein O-linked glycosylation via mannose
Cellular component (GO): endoplasmic reticulum
Molecular function (GO): mannosyltransferase activity; protein binding
Source: RefSeq, a predicted model, not a curated record
AUUUAAAUUUAUUGGUUUUAAUUUUGCAGUUAAGAAUAUUUGACAUAUAUAGCAUCAUUCAGUCCUUUAUUGUUUCCAAAUCACCAUCACAGAGAUGGUUAAAGGAAUCUCUAAUUCGUCUUGUUAUAUUAGUAUCCAGUGCUCUCUGUUUAUUGAUUGCAAGACUAAAAUUAAUGGGAUCACAGUUACCAGUUUUCACAAAAUUUGACAAUCCUGCAGCUGUAUCUGAAACACCAAUUCGACAACUCACGUAUAAUUAUUUAUUGCCUGUCAAUGCAUGGCUCUUACUUUACCCAUACAAUUUAUGUUGUGAUUGGACAAUGGGGACCAUUCCACUUGUAGAAUCAUUCCUCGAUCUAAGAAAUUUGGCUACAUUGGCACUCUACUGUGCAGUUGGAAUAAUGAUUUGGAGAGCUAUAUCAUCAGAUGAUGAACAGUCAAAUAUUUUAAUUAUUGUGAGUUUUUUAUCAUUUGGAUUACUACAUUUUCUUAUUUUUUAUUGUAAUUCUCAAAUUUUACAUAAGAAAAUUUCUAAAUAUUUUAGUGUUCAGCCAGAUGACAUUGGUGCUCACAUAAAUGUUGGGAGAACUUACAAUAAUUUGAAAAUGUAUACAGAAGCAGAACAAGCAUUUUGGAAAUGUCAAACUUUCAUGAGAGUGUUAUGUAGGAGCAAUAAGAAGAGGAUUGUGCAGAGGUUAAAGGAACAUACAAAAGAGAAGGAAAAUACAGUCCUUAGUUUAACAAUGUUGGAAGAUGAUCCUGCAGAUAUUAAAUUUCAAGAAUUCUUUCUAGUUGGUCAAUAUUUAAGAAUGAGAAUGCUAAACUCUGAAGGUGGAUUUAAAAAAAACUGUGAAAAGUCCUAUACUUUAUUUACUAAAAAUGGAGAUGUUAUACUUGAUAUAUCAGAUGAAUUUUUUCCUGGUGAAGAAGAUAAAAGAUCAAAUGGCUCACCUGAUAGUUGUGAACUUAGAAGUGAAGUUUCAGGGUUCAAACCUGCAUUUGCAGAGAUUUUUUUUUCCUUCAGACACUCAAUAUUUAGGGACAAUAUAUACUGUGAUAAUGACCUGUUUUAUUUUAUUUUUUUUUCUAGAACUCAAGAAGCUCAGGAAGUUUAUGAAAGAGCUUUGCAGUUUGACAAUACCAAUCCAGAUAUCUAUUAUAAUUUGGGAGUAGUUUUCUUGGAACUAGGAAAAGCAUCACAAGCAUUAUUAUAUUUUGAUAAAGCUUUAGAAAUUAAUCCUGAACAUGAACAAGCCUUGAUGAAUUCUGCAAUUCUGAUUCAAGAGAGUGGAAAUCCUCAUUUAAGAAAAAUAGCUUAUGACAGAUUAUAUUUGUUAUUACAAAAAGGAAAAGCAAAUGAAAGAAUUUACUUCAAUCUUGGUAUGCUUGCAAUGGAUGACAAACAGAUGAAAAUUGCAGAAACUUGGUUUAAGAAGGCUAUUGAGCUUAGAGAAGAUUUCCGUAGUGCACUCUUCAAUCUUGCCUUAUUGCUUUCAGACUCUCAUCGUCCAUUAGAAGCUGUACCUUAUCUCAGACAAUUAUUAAAGCAUCAUACAGAUCAUGUCAAAGGAUUAAUUUUGUUGGGUGAUAUUUAUAUCAAUCAUGUAAAAGAUUUGGAUGCAGCUCAAGAGUGCUAUUUGAAAAUACUACAGUUUGAACCAUCAAAUAUUCAGGCCUUACAUAAUUUGUGUGUCGUGUAUGUGGAAAGAGGACAUUUAGUUAAAGCCGAAAGAUGCCUUACGAAAGCCAUUUCUUUGGCCCCCCAAGAAGAUUAUAUUCAGCGUCACUUGCGAAUAGUCAAGGCGAGAAUAUCAAAACAGCAGAAACGGCUAGGGGAUGCCUCAAAUGAUCUAUCCAGAAAGGACGAAGGUUCCCAUACAGAACAGACAUUGGGGAAUGAGAGACCGCUGUCGGCAACACUUCCAUCAAAGGUAGAUUUUGGACAGAAUAAAUUUGCAAAGGACACGUCAUCUGAAGUUUCCUUGAGGAGAAGCGGACGGAAUGUCUCGACAGAAUCAUAAGUCGAUCGUCAAAACGAUGAAUAAUUUUUGGUGCUACGUGUGGUGCAUUUUGAAAUCACAUCAUGUAAUAAAGUCAUAUUGUAAAUUUUACACAUUUGAUGCAUAUUAUAAUCUAUAUUUUUGUAUAUUAAGUAUGCAUUUAAAAGAACAGAUCAAUCUAAUGUUAUCAAAUAAAAGUAUGAUAAUCAAUAUAUAAUUAAGAAUAUUUCAAGCAAUGUUUAAGAAAUGUUAUUGUUUAGAAUUGUACAGUACAUUAACUUUACUCUUCUAGGUAAUGUACAAUAUAAAAUGGGUGAUAUCUUCUCUCAGUAAUGAGGAAUCAGUGAAGCAAAUAAUAAUAGCUGUGAUUAACUUAUUAUUACUAUGCAAAUUACGUUAGGUGUGGGAAGCAUUUUUUGUCUGUAUAUAAAAUAUUUGUCCAGUUUAUUAUUGAUAACCCAUAGAUGUUACAAGUGAAUCUUAUAUGCAUAUUUCUAAAUCUCUUCAUGUGAAGUAUUUUAAUCUCAUUCUGUCAAAAGUUUUUUUUUGUGCUGGAAUUUAAGUUUUUGAUAAUGUUAUGACUAUUAUGAAUAUAUUUGAAGCCAAGUACAUACAUAUCAUUGUCCAAGGGUUAUAUAUGCCAUACUAUAAUGAUGAGAUGCAAUGCAUUAUAUCAAAUUGUUAUCCUACAAAUGUAUCAAAUUGCACCUUUUAUGGCAGUUAACUUUAUAUGUACAAUAUUUUCAUAAAUUGGUAUAAAUGCUUAUAAUUAUU